Magnolia sinica is the source of this 572-nucleotide messenger RNA. RefSeq lists its product as uncharacterized. The transcript has a single exon. The coding region runs from base 51 to 404 and encodes 117 amino acids. The record is from RefSeq and is a predicted model, not a curated record. NCBI's taxonomy places the organism in Eukaryota, Viridiplantae, Streptophyta, Magnoliopsida, Magnoliales, Magnoliaceae.
CCCUGCAAAUCCUCAAAAUCUCUCUCUCUCUCUCUCUCUCUCUGGAAGGGAUGGACGUCCGAAAAAAGUUCGAGCGCGUGAAAUUCCAUCUGAUAUUCGCGGUGGCUGUAACUCUCCUCCUCGCACCCAUCUUCUACCCGUCGCCUAGCCUCCUCAACGUCAUUUCCUACUUCUGGCCUCUCUUCCUCUCUACCGCCCUCUUCCUCGCCGCCGUCUUCGUCUUCGGACGGAUCUCCCCGCCGCCAUCUGACACCUCCGGCGACUUUAAGGCCGGAGAGGAUCUCAUCGAUUACGUGGCAGGCAAGCCCUUCGUCGCUGAGAUGGAAGAAGAAGCAAAAGCUGAAGCAGAAGCAGAAGCAGAAACAGAAACAGUAGCAGAAGCAAACGAUCUGAAAUCUCUGUGAGACACUCUCUCAGUCUCUCUCUCUCUCUCUCUCACCAGAGCUUUCGUUUUCUUUUCGGUAAUGAAAUGCAAAUGAAAUGCAAAUGAAAUGCGAUGGUGAAAUGAAAUGUUUGUAUAUUUUCCACCAGUUAGAUUAAUUACGUUAAUGACGGAUGUGUCCUCCUUCCAA